AUGGGAAGCAAGGCUCUGCCGGCCCCCAUCCCACUGCACCCGUCCCUGCAACUCACCAACUACUCCUUCCUCCAGGCUGUGAACACCUUCCCCGCAGCUGUGGACCAGUUGCAAGGUCUGUAUGGACUCAGCGCCGUGCAAACCAUGCACAUGAACCACUGGACAUUGGGCUACCCCAAUGUGCACGAAAUCACCCGCUCCACCAUCACGGAGAUGGCGGCCGCCCAGGGCUUGGUGGACUCCCGCUUCCCUUUCCCCGCGCUCCCCUUCGCCACGCACCUCUUCCACCCCAAGCAAGGGGCCAUCGCCCACGUCCUCCCAGCCUUGCACAAGGACCGGCCCCGCUUUGACUUUGCCAACCUGGCCGUGGCCGCCACGCAGGAGGACCCCCCCAAGGUGGGGGAGCUCGCCAAGCUGAGCCCCGGACUGGCGUCGCCCCUGUCGGGCAUCAGCAAGCUGUCCCCGGACAGGAAGCCCUCCCGCGGCCGCCUGCCCUCCAAGACGAAAAAGGAGUUCAUCUGCAAGUUCUGCGGCAGGCACUUCACCAAGUCCUACAACCUCCUCAUCCACGAGCGGACCCACACGGACGAGCGGCCCUACACCUGCGACAUCUGCCACAAGGCUUUCCGGAGGCAGGACCACUUGCGGGACCACCGGAGGGGGCGAGCGGGCGGCCCGCCGUCCGCCCGGGCUGCUCUCGUUCGUGUCCAACCCCGAUAUUUCAAGUUGUGCGUUGCGAUAACGAAAAGUGCAGAAUCUCCACACAAAUGCCCCACAUGUGGAAGAACCUUUAAUCAGAGAAGUAACCUGAAAACUCACCUUCUUACCCAUACAGACAUCAAGCCCUACAACUGUGAGCAGUGCGGCAAAGUGUUCAGGCGAAACUGUGAUCUACGGCGGCACAGUCUAACUCACACCCCGCGGCAGGACUUCUAG
Messenger RNA from Egretta garzetta (little egret), 936 nucleotides. It is a transcript of the gene OSR2, whose product is annotated as odd-skipped related transciption factor 2. Gene Ontology annotation, biological process: embryo development; urogenital system development; regulation of transcription by RNA polymerase II. Bases 1 to 936 code for a protein of 311 amino acids. Gene Ontology annotation, cellular component: nucleus. NCBI's taxonomy places the organism in Eukaryota, Metazoa, Chordata, Aves, Pelecaniformes, Ardeidae. The record is from RefSeq and is a predicted model, not a curated record. Gene Ontology annotation, molecular function: RNA polymerase II transcription regulatory region sequence-specific DNA binding; DNA-binding transcription factor activity, RNA polymerase II-specific. The transcript is spliced from 3 exons.